AUGAAGGCACUCGCGAGCGAGAUGAUCAACAAAUGUGCCAACUGCACAUACCAGUGUUUCGAUUCGUAUAUGCAGCGGGCGCGCAGGACAACCGAUUAUGUUCUGCCAUCGGAAGUUUGCGUUAUGAUUAAUGUGAUUUUUUCAUCAAAAUCUCGAGCGACCAAAUUAACAAUGGAUUCUGGCGAGUAUAAAUAUCACUCGAAAUUGGACGAAACGUUGGAAACAAUGCUUAAAGAUAUGGAAACUUGCAUUGAGGAUAAGGUAUUUGAAGUUUGUAAUCACAGUGCGAGGGACUUUUGGGGAAAAAUUGUGAAAAGAUGUAUGGGUGUUGGUGUGAAUAUUAAAUGA
Molecule: messenger RNA, 348 nt
Organism: Gongylonema pulchrum
Lineage: Eukaryota; Metazoa; Nematoda; Chromadorea; Rhabditida; Gongylonematidae
Source: the annotation of a GenBank genome assembly